Peronospora belbahrii is the source of this 1980-nucleotide messenger RNA. NCBI's taxonomy places the organism in Eukaryota, Oomycota, Peronosporomycetes, Peronosporales, Peronosporaceae. The record is from the annotation of a GenBank genome assembly.
AUGAUUGUAGCUUGUGGUGGUCAGUUCCAGGACGAUCUGGAUCCACAGACUACUACACAUCUCAUUGCUACAUCUGUGGGAUCUUUAAAACACCGCGCAGCCGUAGCUCACGAGUUAUUUGUAGUGCUACCUCGCUGGGUAUUUGAAUGCUUUCGCGCUCAGAAGCUGCUGGAUGCCCAGGACUUUUGUCUCAAGCUGUUGGAAGGAAUAUGCUUGUGCACGUCCGGACUGACAGUUGAAGAGAAAGAGACAGUAGCACAAUUAGCUACGACUCAUGGAGCUCAAUAUGAUGGUCGACUGGAACUGGGCUUUACCAGUGUGCUUAUUGCACAGCACCCAGAAGGAGCCAAAUAUGACGCAGCAGUUGCUAAUGAUAUUCCAGUGGUUCAUCUCGGAUGGCUCUAUGCGUGCUUGGAGAGGAAGAUGUUGGUUGAAGAAGAGGAGUUUGUCUUGCGACCAGAAGCAGAGGAUCCAAGUUUGCAACCCACCGAUAUCGCACUGAAUCAACAAAAGGAUGCUCAAGAACUUGUGGCAGCAUUGCCUGAGUAUGUGAAAAAAUAUCGUUGCGGACACAAUGAAGAUUGUGGAGAUCGGGACGUGGUUGAUGAUGGAGACGAUGAUGAAUGGAUGGAUUUAUUUGACGGCUGCGUCUUAUACCUGCUGGGGUUCCGACCUCAGAUGUAUUCACUACUUCAGCGAUUGAUACGGAUUGGUCUGGGGACAAUUUAUCACAAUAUGGUUGUACACCAAGUGACUCAUGUGGUAGUGAGCGCAUCUCUAUCCGAUAAGCAGACACUGGAGGAUAUUCAGACUCGCGUAAUUGCAGCCUCUGCCGAGAGACAGGUGAACUAUGUAUCGGCUAGUUGGCUGCUCGAUUGUGUCAAGUGUUUGGAUCUACAACCAGAGGAAUUAUAUCCAGUUGAGUUUGAUGUACGUGUCCCCGAGUCUGUGCAUCAAAUCAAUACUAGUGCCGUCUCUGUCGUUGAUAGUAGCAGUUCUCCACUUGCUGCCGAGCAACGACAUGCUGAAGUGGAAAAUGAAGCGAGCUCAGAUUCGAUCGAGUUGUCUCAAGAUUUGCUGCAAAAUGGGGACGGAAACAGCAUCUUGACAACACCAGAAAUGGUAAAAGCUACUUCCGAAGCUAAGAAGACUCGUAUCUUUGCAGGUUACUCGUUCUUGCUACUGUGCCGUGAUCCUGAAGACCAGCACCUGAUUAAGCCCAUGCUGAAGAACAUUCGUGGAGAGAGAGGAGGCGCCGAGGCCAUUGCAAUUGCUGCCAUUGAUUUCCCACACUUAGAUCCAGAACAGUUUUCGUUUGUGAGCCAUGCAGUGAUGUGUACUGGUGUGGUGAUAAACGAGCAUGAGUCACUAAAAAUGCAAGAGCGUAUUCAUCAUUUCCAGCGCAAUCGUCGAAAUGCUGAUGAAAAUGACACUGAUGUUGGUGACAAACCAUCAAAACGAGUGCGGCAUGACAGAAAGCCACGGCAGCGAAUGUUGCAAUUUGUGUCGGAUUUGUGGGUGAACUGCUCGCUAGCUGCCAGGACAAAGCUUUCGUUUUCUUCACACGAAUUAUUCGGAGUAAGUGCCAACCACCCGCGGGCUUUGUUCACUAACUCGGUACCUCUACCAGGUUUCCAAGAUGUGGUGGUCUCUACUUCAGUAUAUCGUGGCGUUGAACAGCUUGUGGUGAUUGAAUUGCUACGGAUUGCUGGUGCAACUGUCACGAGAACACUUAGCAUGCAAAACACUCACCUGGUCUGCCUCAUACCUUUUGGUAUGAAAUACGAUACGGCUACAAAGAGGGGUAUACAUGUUGUGCGAGCGCGCUGGGUAGUAGACAGCUUGGUAGCAGGAAAGCGUCUCAGUGAAGACAUUGCGGAUUUUCAAGUUGUUGAGGGCAACCAAUCCAACAGUUUUACGCACAUUGCAAGCGAGAAUACUACCCACCCGGUAUGUUCUCCUCGUUCAGCGUCAACGUAA